Molecule: messenger RNA, 4019 nt
Organism: Portunus trituberculatus (swimming crab)
Lineage: Eukaryota; Metazoa; Arthropoda; Malacostraca; Decapoda; Portunidae
Product: solute carrier family 49 member 4 homolog
Biological process (GO): transmembrane transport
Cellular component (GO): membrane; intracellular membrane-bounded organelle
Molecular function (GO): transmembrane transporter activity
Source: RefSeq, a predicted model, not a curated record
AAAGGAGGAGAGAAGGCGCAAAAUCAAAGUUUGUCUGAAGAAUUCCUGUUAAAGGAUUAUUUUGUUCUUAUUGCAAUCAUUCAUAUAUUGAAGGCAGAAAGACCAAAUGGAAAGUCAGUUAGCAAAGAAGUAAUAAAAAGAAAUUCACAAUGUUCCUGCAGUGUAGAUAAAAACAACAACAAAAAAAAAUGCAAUUAGCUACGUUUUAUUAGCCAGUCAUGUACUCAACCUAUAGAAAGUCGCAGUACAAAGAUACAAUUAUUAGUGGAAAAACAACAUCAGUAAUAAUAAUAAUAAUAAUAAUAAUAAUAAUAAAAAUAAUGAUAACUGUCAGCGGCAACAUCCAUGCGUCUGUACAGUGCUGGAGCCUUAACGGGGACCACCACUGCAUAAUUAUUAUCCUCCUCUUCUGAAAACGCGAAAACUUCAAUGUAACGACACCACACUGCCAUUGACAACACUCUCAACUCUGGUAAUCACGUAUUUUUCCCCCCACACAUGUAUACGGUUUGAUACACUUUACACCAUUACCUGAGAAAAUGUAGAAACUCCGCGGGUAGACUAAAGUAUUCAGGAAAGUUGGAAUAAAAUACAAAGAUAAACAUCGAACAGAGAUGCAUCAAACUCGGGAUGUAUUUGAUGUGUGCGUACCUGUAAAACAAAACGUUCGGUGUAAGACUGAUGAAUGAAUAGGAAAUAAAGGGAAAGUAAGCACUAAUAUAGUCUAGUAACUAACUAGAUAUCAAACCAAGUUAUAUAAUUCCUUUAACAAAUUCACCUUUAUGAGGAUACAAAGAUUAUACGUUGGUAAUAAUAAUAAUAAUGAUAAUGUAAGUGAGAAUGAACUUCGAUGCGCAUUUCUCUUGUCUUUUAAAUCAUAACCUCAGGCCAUUUAAAUAUGGCUAUCCAGAGAGGCAGCCCACUGCUGUGCGCUCUCAUUUUUUUGUGUGUUUUACGCCUGAAUUACACUUUUUUGAGUCUGAAAGUUAUCCACACUGUUCCGGGAAUGCAUGGACUUACUCAUUCCCUCAGAGAAGACUGGCUAUGGACCUGCCAUCACAUUAGUUCUCAGUCUGCCUUUGUUCCUGUCCUGACAGCAACACUGUUCAAGAUGCCUGUGGUGGAAGAAGACAUGGAGGCAAUCCUUCCUGAGGAUCCUCCCGAGUCACAAGUAAUGCUGUCCAGUGUGGAGGUGAAGGUGUACAAGCGGAGGUGGUGGAUCCUCUUCCUCUUUGCUGGGAUGGGCUUCAUGCAGUGUGCUGUGUGGAAUACAUGGGGGCCAAUCACAGCCACAGUAAAGACAGCAUACCCCAAGUGGGAUGAUGCAGAGAUAGCCUUGCUGUCCAUGUGGGGCACCAUCACCAUGAUCACUGGGCUUGUCCCCAUGACCAUCCUGCUGCAGGCCAAGGGUCUUCGUGUGAGUUUGCUGGUCACGGGCUUGCUAUCCAUGGGCACAGGAAUAAGAUGUUUCUCCACAGAGGAGCAGGCAUUUACAGUCCUGGCCCACAUAGGAGCUGUGCUGAAUGGCUUUGCUGGAAUCAUCAUUGGUGCUGCUCCCUCACUUCUCUCAUCUAGGUGGUUCCCUCACAAUGAACGUACAACUGCCACCGGUAUUGGGUGCACCUUCAACCAGCUGGGCAAUGCUGGUGGCUUCUUCCUGGGUCCUUUAAUGGUCCAUCUGCCCAUCAACCAUACCAAUCACCAGGGGAACUCCACUGAGGCUGACCUGAACCCUGAGCAAAUAGAGGCCUUGAGAAUGAGCAUUCGGGACUACAUGUGGAUCAGUUUUGGCAUUUGUGGAGCUCUGUUCCUUGGAGUCAUUGCUUACUUCCCCGAGAAGCCAAGAAAACCUCCUUCCCUCACUUCCUUCAUGCAUGAGAAACCUGCACCAUUUGCCAAGGACCUCAAGUUGCUACUCUGCAACAAGAACAUCUGGCUACUUGUGGUGCCCUACGCCAUCACCCUGGGGAUCAAUGUGGCAUGGUCCAGCGUGCUAGACAUCAAUGUGGCUGCCUUUGGCAUUGAUCAGAAUGAGGCCAGCUGGAUGGGGGUGUACGUGACCUGCGGGGGAGUGGUCUUGGCCAUCAUUGCCUCCCGCUUCUCAGAUCUCCUCUUUGGCUACAUGAAGCUGACCAUCAUCUGCCUCAUGGUGGUGGCGACAGCUGGCUACACAUGGUUCCUGCUCCUCAUGAAUCAGUGCCUGCCAUUCAGCAAAGUCCAGCUCUUCAUCAGUGUCAUCAUUGGGGCUUCCUUCAACUACGCCUGCUCUCCUCUCUUCUUUGAGCUGGCAGUGGAGUUGGCCUACCCCGUGUCUGAGGGAGUGGUGGGUGCCUUCCUCACCAUCUGCUGGAACAUUGUGGCUGCGCUCUUCCUGUUUAUCAUGCAGACUCCCAUCGUCAAAAAGAGUGUACUUUGGAUGGACUACCUGCUGGCAAUCCAAGGGCUGGUGGUGGUGCUAAUGAUGGUUUUAGUUCGGGAGGAGUACAGGCGCACCUCUGUGGACAAGGCACCAGCGGAGGACCAGGUGGUGGCAGUGGGUGCAUCUUCAGCUCUUCCUGACCAGUGCUCAGACCAACAAACAGAACCAGCCUAACCUUGCCAUGCAUUAGGGAUAGGUAUUGUGUGUUGUGUGUAAGCUUGGUAGAGAAAUUUCAAUGAUUGCAGUGAAGGUUUCUGAGUUUCUGUAUUACUGCAGAAUAUUGUGAUAUGCUUUCAAGGUCAUGGUGCACUUUGAGAUGGUGAGAAUCACUGUGUUAUGUUACCAAGUGGCCAUUGAUGGUUUGUGAUGGUGGUAAUUGAUAGUGAAUUCAUUACCACCGAGUUUUAGCAGUUAUCGGCAAUCAUGGAUGAGUGUGUGAAUGAAUGCCUGAAUAAGAAUAUUUUUGUAUAGAUUUCUGUAUGUAUUUUAUGUAGGAUUAUUUUAAUAUGACCACUAUAACAUUGUAGGCAUUAAAGAGUACCAAAUCUCCUGUAAGUGGAAUGAGUGUUGGCUGUAUGAAGGUGGACUGGUGCCUUCCAUCAUGAGGCAGAUGCACAGUAACAAAUUUUACAACUCUAUCAAACCUCUGCCACACAUUGUACUCUUACUCAUACUCCUCUUCAGUGUGGCAUAUUCACAUGACAUCACAAAUGCACUUUGUGUUACUGAACAUUGUCAGUAGCACAUGUGUGUCAAGAACACUGCAGCCUUCAUACAACCAACAGCCAUGUUCGGGACAUUGAUGACCAUAUAUGCACACAGAUGGUGUCAUUGGAAACCGAUAUAUAAUUAUCGGUUUUCUGUGCAGUAAUAGAGCCUAUUUUGAUAUGUAUAGUGCACAUCACUACAGACACCUUUAUAACUGAUAAGAUUGAAAAGCAAGGAAGUGCAACACUGCAUAUGCAUGUCAGCAUUGUGUGAAAUGAGUGCAGUGGUUUCAGAUACCAGGCCUCACAAUAUGCAGUUGCACCUGAAACUAUUUUAUGCUAUUCACUAGCAUUACAGUUCAACAGUUCAAAUAUAAUAAGUCAGAGCACUUCAGUCCUUGUUCCAGAUGAGUAAUUGGGUUGAAGCUGAAGUUAAUUUUAUUAUGGUUUUGUUGGUGCCUUAGUGAGGAAUGGUGAUGUUCUGCAGAAGUUGUCUUUUUAUAAGACAAAUAAUCAUCUUGAUUUGCAGGAAUUGUCAGGAGAGAAAACUAUUAAGAUUUUUUAAAAUCUUUCAUAUUUAAAAAUCUGCAGUGAAAUAGCAACUUUUUAUAUUUAAUAUCUAUUUAACAUAAUUUUACUGAUUCAAUAUGCACUUCAUAUAUAAUUUAACCAAUCAACUUUUUAUACUCUGUAUUUUUCAUAUAUAAUUUUACAUUAUCUUUGAUAAUUUACAAUUGUUUGCUUCUGAAGUAUUACUGAACUUAAAUAUGUACUUGUACAUAUCUUGUAGAUGUUUUAAUUAUGUAGAUGUUUUAAUUAAUUUAUUUAUUUCUUAGUCAUGGAUACAAUAUUGUCAUGUCUGAGUGCCAGGGCUCUGUGAGAGAGGUUGGAAG